CCUGCUGCCCAGGAGCGUGUGGAACAAAACAAUGCAUGCGAUUAAAAUAUUCGUGCCCACGCACACGUUGCAUGUUACUGGGUGGGCGCCGUCGUCGUAGGUGUCGCUAUGGAUUCAGGAGGGACAAAUACGGAUGCCUAACUUGCACGUGUAAACGGAGGCCAGCGGGGCGGUGUCCAGCGGUCAGACAGCGGUGCAGGAGAGUAAACAUGAAAUCUCAAUGUUCUAAAUAUCGGAGCUGUCCACGUGGAUUGACCUGCUGUCCAGGAGUCUGUGGAAUAAAACGAUGCUUGCGAUUAAAACGUAAGUUAAAUAUAUUUAAAGCCACAGAUUCUCCCCCACUACACCCUCUUAUUUCUCCCCCGAAUUAUGUCGCAUUUGCUCCGGCACACACGUAAAUACAUAUAAAAAGGAACUUUAAAACGUGAUGUGAAAACAAUUUACUUCUUUAAAAGACAACCAAAAAAAACCCAAGAAAAAAACAAAAAAAACAACAACAAAACCACACAAAAAACAACACCAACCCUAAAACCCCAAACCAACACAAUCCGAACC
Molecule: messenger RNA, 555 nt
Organism: Gigantopelta aegis
Lineage: Eukaryota; Metazoa; Mollusca; Gastropoda; Neomphalida; Peltospiridae
Product: antistasin-like
Exons: 4
Coding region: 36-398 (120 amino acids)
Cellular component (GO): extracellular region
Molecular function (GO): serine-type endopeptidase inhibitor activity
Source: RefSeq, a predicted model, not a curated record